GCUGCCCUUCGGUGAAGAGAACCAUCUUCUCUCACACCCCUGCAGCUCAGCGUACGACACUUCGAGGGUAAACUGAGGCCAGAGGCUCCCAGGAGCGGGUCCAGAGCAGCCUCCUAUUGCAGCCAUGAGUCAGAAGAAGAGGACUGUGUGGAUGAGGACCUAACGCACCUGCCUGCCGACCGUCCCAGCCUGUAGUAGCCAUGGCUCUCAUCAAGAGGGGUCACCAUGGCCUGGGCUUCCUUUGCUGCUUUGGAGGCAGUGACCUCCACGAGAUCGACCUCCGGAACAGCCAUCCAUUGCAGUAUCUUGAGUUUUCCGGUCCCAUCCUGAACCCAGAGGAGCUCAAUGUCCGCUUUGCAGAGCUGGUGGAUGAAUUGGACCUCACAGACAAAAACCGAGAGGCUGUGUUCGCACUGCCACCCGAGAAGAAAUGGCAGAUCUACUGCAACAAGAAAAAGGAGCAGGAGGACCCCAACAAGCUGGCAACCAGCUGGCCCGACUAUUACAUUGAGCGCAUCAACUCCAUGGCUGCGAUGCAGAACCUGUAUGAGUUUGAUGAGAAGGAGACAGCCACAAGGAACCAAGUUGUAGAAGACCUGAAGACAGCCCUCCGGACACAGCCCAUGAGGUUUGUGACCCGCUUCAUCGAGCUGGAAGGCUUGACCUGUCUGCUGAACUUCCUCCGGAGCAUGGACCACGCCACCUGUGAGAGCCGCAUCCAUACCUCUCUCAUUGGCUGCAUCAAGGCUCUGAUGAACAACUCCCAGGGGCGGGCACAUGUCCUGGCCCAGCCCGAGGCCAUCAGUACCAUUGCACAGAGCCUGCGCACAGAGAACAGCAAGACUAAGGUGGCAGUACUGGAAAUCCUGGGUGCAGUGUGCCUUGUGCCCGGAGGACACAAGAAGGUUCUCCAGGCCAUGCUGCACUACCAAGUGUAUGCAGCCGAGCGCACUCGUUUCCAGACACUGCUGAACGAGCUGGAUCGAAGUUUGGGUCGGUACCGGGACGAGGUCAACCUAAAGACAGCCAUCAUGUCCUUCAUCAAUGCCGUCCUCAACGCUGGGGCUGGAGAGGACAACCUCGAAUUCCGCCUACAUCUCCGGUAUGAGUUCCUGAUGCUGGGGAUCCAGCCUGUGAUAGAUAAACUCCGACAACACGAGAAUGCCAUCCUGGACAAGCAUUUAGACUUCUUUGAGAUGGUCCGGAAUGAGGAUGACCUGGAGCUGGCCCGGAGGUUUGACAUGGUCCACAUCGACACGAAAAGUGCCUCCCAGAUGUUUGAGCUGAUCCACAAGAAGCUGAAGCACACGGAGGCCUACCCCUGCCUACUCUCUGUCCUGCACCACUGCCUGCAGAUGCCCUACAAGCGGAAUGGUGGCUACUUCCAGCAGUGGCAGCUCCUGGACCGAAUCCUUCAGCAGAUCGUCCUCCAGGAUGAGCAAGGCAUUGACCCUGACCUGGCCCCACUGGAAAACUUCAAUGUCAAGAACAUUGUCAACAUGCUCAUCAAUGAGAACGAGGUGAAGCAGUGGCGGGACCAAGCAGAGAAGUUCCGGAAGGAACACAUGGAGCUCGUGAGCCGUCUGGAGAGGAAGGAGCGAGAGUGCGAGACGAAGACGCUGGAGAAGGAAGAGAUGAUGAGGACCCUGAACAAGAUGAAGGACAAGCUGGCCCGGGAAUCCCAGGAGCUGCGCCAAGCUAGGGGACAAGUGGCAGAACUGGUAGCCCAACUCAAUGAAAUCUCAACCGGCCCGGUGUCUUCCCCACCUCCCCCUGGAGGCCCACUCCCCUUGUCUUCCUCCACAACAACCAAUGCUCUGCCUCCACCCCCACCCCCUCUCCCCUUUGCUUCCUGCCCACCCCCGCCCCCACCACCCCUCCCUCCCGGAGGGCCUCCUAUCCCCCCAGGUGCCCCACCCUGCUUCAGCUCAGGCCCACCGCUGCCUCAGGACCCCUUCCCGAGCAAUGAUGCCCCCCCACUCAGGAAAAAGCGCAUCCCCCAGCCUUCACACCCACUGAAGUCCUUCAACUGGGUCAAGCUGAAUGAGGAUCGUGUCUCUGGUACCGUGUGGAAUGAGAUUGAUGACACGCAGGUAUUUCGGAUUCUGGACCUGGAAGAUUUUGAAAAAAUGUUCUCAGCGUAUCAGAGGCACCAGGGUGGCAUGCAGGAGGGUCCCCAGAGAGAGAGAGGCAAUGUGAGAGAUCGGGGGACUGCGAGCAGACCUCUGCCAGCCGCAGAGGCGAAUGUCCGCAGAACGGAGAACACCUCUAGGUCUAUGGCGUCAUCUACCAGUCCCAAGAAAGAAUUGGGCUCCACAGAGGACAUCUACCUGACCUCCCGCAAAGUCAAAGAGCUGUCAGUCAUCGAUGGCAGGAGGGCCCAGAACUGUAUCAUUCUUCUCUCCAAGUUGAAGCUUUCGAACGAGGAGAUACGGCAGGCCAUCCUGAGGAUGGACGAACAAGAAGACCUAGCUAAAGACAUGCUGGAGCAGCUCCUCAAGUUCAUCCCUGAGAAGAGCGACAUUGACCUCCUGGAGGAGCACAAGCAUGAGAUUGAGCGGAUGGCGCGUGCAGACCGCUUCCUCUACGAAAUGAGCCGGAUUGACCACUACCAGCAGCGACUACAGGCCCUCUUCUUCAAGAAGAAGUUCCAGGAACGGCUGGCAGAGGCCAAGCCCAAAGUAGAAGCCAUCCUGCUGGCCUCCCGGGAGCUGACCCUCAGCAAGCGUCUGAAGCAGAUGCUGGAGGUGGUCCUAGCCAUCGGUAACUUCAUGAACAAGGGGCAGCGUGGGGGCGCCUAUGGGUUCCGGGUAGCCAGUCUCAACAAGAUUGCUGACACAAAGUCCAGCAUUGACAGGAACAUCUCUCUGCUUCAUUACCUGAUCAUGAUCCUGGAGAAACAUUUCCCCGACAUCCUGAACAUGCCGUCGGAGCUGCGGCACCUGUCAGAAGCCGCCAAAGUCAACUUGGCCGAGCUGGAGAAGGAGGUGGGCACUCUCAGGAGGGGCCUCCGAGCAGUGGAAGUGGAGCUGGAAUAUCAAAGACACCAGGCCCAGGACCCCAAUGACAAGUUUGUCCCUGUCAUGAGUGACUUCAUCACAGUGUCCAGCUUCAGUUUCUCAGAGCUGGAGGACCAGCUCAAUGAGGCCAGAGAUAAGUUUGCCAAGGCACUGAUGCACUUCGGGGAGCAGGAGAGUAAGAUGCAGCCAGACGAGUUCUUUGGCAUCUUCGACACCUUCCUGCAAGCCUUCUUGGAGGCCCGGCAGGACCUGGAGGCCAUGAGGAGGAGGAAGGAAGACGAUGAACGGAGGGCGCGCAUGGAAUCCAUGUUGAAGGAGCAGCGUGAGAAAGAGCGAUGGCAGAGGCAGAGGAAGGUCCUGGCGGGCGGCUCCCUGGAGGAGAGCGGCGAGUUUGAUGACCUGGUGUCGGCCUUGCGCUCUGGAGAAGUUUUUGACAAGGACUUAAGCAAGUUCAAGCGCAACCGCAAGCGAUCGGGGACUCAGGUCCCGGAGGUCACCCGUGAGCGGGCGAUAAACAGGCUAAAUUAUUGACUUGGGGUCUGGGGACUGGCCACACAGCAGCUGGCCUGGAGACAGGGGUUAGGGGAGAGUUGAAUAGAAGCAGCAGUGACUUCAGUUAUUGGGAGAGCUGGGUUUGGGAGCCCUGGGCUGGGUCCUGGGGGCUGUGUGUGGCUGGACCAGGUGUCUCCCACACUGACAGAGGGUUUUUCUCUCAUCUCCCCUUUAUUCAUCCUCACCCUGUCUCUCUCUGUGGCCCUGUCUCCUGGCCAUCGCUCUCUAAGACUAGCUUGGACAUCCCUGGUAGGCCCUGGGCUUUGGUUAGGAAAUCCCAGGCUGGAGGAUACAGUUCUCCACACCUCAUGUUGGCACAGAGCUAUUUUAAAAUCCAGGAGACACAUUCCUUCUCCGACCUCUUAUACAGUAUGUGGAGUGGGACCCGAGAGCCAACAGUAGGGACUGUAGGCUCUUAUCUGAAGAGACAGCUCAAUGGAACACGGAUCUAGAGGCCUUGCGUGUUGUAGUGAGAUAAGCUCUAGCAAGUUCCAGAAGAACACGUAUAGAAAGGGACCAGGAGCCAGCAAGUGAGUUAUAUGUCCUUUGCCUAGAGCAAGUCCUGGGGCCUCUCUUUUCUUCCGCCACCUCUAUCCUGUCUACAAGUUUCCAGUCCCCAAAUUCAUCUCUGGAUUCCAGAACUCUGGAUCACCACCAGCUUAUGGUAUGGCUCUGGUAAGGGGGUAUCCAAGAAAGACCUCCUUCAUUGCCUCACCAGGCUCAGGCAUAGGGGCCCCAAAGCCAACCCCGGUGCAACCCAAACAUCGUCCUGGAGAGACAGUGACCUGGGCUCCCAGUAGUUCUGCACCAAGGACUACACCCAAAUGCUUCCCUCCCCUAGGAGAGCCCCCUCUACCAUUUCUCCCAGCUACCAUUUCUCCCAUGGCUCCCUCUGGGGUUGCACGGAGCUCCACAUACUUGGCUGCAGCUGACCUUGGGGGAUUGUUCCUGAGGGUUUGAGCAGGCAGGAAAUGCCGAGGUGACGAUGAAGGAGGGAGAGCUUGUGUAGGCUUCUCCCUUCAGGGUUUGCCUGCAUCUGUAGAUGCUCUAUCUGGUUCCUUGGCAUGACUUGCAUGGGACCAUUCUGGUCCUCCUGUUCUGUCCAUCUGCAAUUGUUUUUCACGGUAUGGGUGGACAACACUACUAUAUCUAAGCAAAUGCUCUAAAUGGAGCAGGGUAAGGUCAACUCCAUGAAGGUUCUUACUGUCUAAUGCACGCCUAUUCUCUCCCAUCUUGAGACCAAUCAUGCCUGAUUACCACUCACCAGCUCCUGACUUCUCCUCUAGCCCCAGCUCAGGUCAUCGCCAGUGGCUGUGGGUGCUCAGUCCUGUCACUGCCUGUCUUGUUUUCCUACACGGGAUUCCCAGCGGGUGGGACCAUAGCAGUUGUGGGGAGGAGAAACAGGGUUAAGCUGGGCAUGUGCACUGCUUUGAGAGGGGUCUCAGCAAGCAGAAGCCUGACCAGUACAGGCGUGGAGAAGCCGGCCUUUGAGGGCAAAGGCUUCCAAGAAGAGUGGUCACCGCUCACCGCACCACCGGCUAAGAAGAGUGGUCACCGCCCACCGCCCCUGCCCCACCCGCUACCGAGAAUGGUAGCUGGACAUCUUCCCACUUCUUCCAAACUAGCCAGGCUGUCAGCCUAACAAGCUAGGGGCAGGGAACGGACACGUCCGUGUCUGGCCUUCCCAAACACUAUGAAGACUGGGCAUGCACCAGGAAAGACAAGGAAGAUGGAAAUUCUUGAAGAAACACAUUGGAUCCUCAGAAAAGCCAUUUGGCAUCUCUCCAGAGCCCAGCCUUCUCACCCCAAAGAAUUUUGCCUUCUCUAUUUAUUAUUUUCCAAAUCUGGCCAGUGGCUCUGGUGCUGUAUGUCUUUGUAACCAGAUUUCAACAGUGCCUUGGACCACACGGACCAUUGUGACUCAGCAGGAAGUGACUGGUACCCAGUGGAGGCGGACAGGCCAGUCCUCAACGUUAAACGAAGCCAACCCCAGUACAGUCCCACCCAUCCCGCCUAUGGGUCAACUGUUCCAGUUAACUUUGUGCACAAUGUAAGAUUUAGUCCAGUCAACACACCCCUGCUCAGCAGCAGCAAUCCCCUUCUCAAGAUGGAAGCUGUCCACGGAGUGGAAGGGCAAAACUCUUCAGGUAGGCGGAGAUAGGUAUGGGCUCUUCCCAUCCAUUCCUACUGCUACCAACUGGAAGCAGUGACAUCUCCACAGAACAUCUGCCAACCUUCAUGCCAAGGCCACUCUUACCAGCUGCUACAGAAGACAAGUAAGGUUCAUAUGUACAGAACUCUACAGUGUCCUUUUUACCUGCACCCUUUUAUAAGAAUAUAUUGUAAUACUAAAAAAUAUUAAAUUCAUCCCCACUCCCA
This is a messenger RNA of Mesocricetus auratus (golden hamster), 5951 nucleotides long. It is a transcript of the gene Daam2, whose product is annotated as dishevelled associated activator of morphogenesis 2. The transcript is spliced from 26 exons. NCBI's taxonomy places the organism in Eukaryota, Metazoa, Chordata, Mammalia, Rodentia, Cricetidae. Gene Ontology annotation, molecular function: actin binding; small GTPase binding. The record is from RefSeq and is a predicted model, not a curated record. Gene Ontology annotation, biological process: actin cytoskeleton organization; regulation of non-canonical Wnt signaling pathway; negative regulation of oligodendrocyte differentiation. Bases 201 to 3551 code for a protein of 1116 amino acids.